Messenger RNA from Bombina bombina (fire-bellied toad), 4298 nucleotides. RefSeq names its product nephrin-like. The transcript is spliced from 31 exons. NCBI's taxonomy places the organism in Eukaryota, Metazoa, Chordata, Amphibia, Anura, Bombinatoridae. Gene Ontology annotation, molecular function: cell adhesion molecule binding. The annotation marks the transcript as partial. Gene Ontology annotation, biological process: cell-cell adhesion. Gene Ontology annotation, cellular component: cell-cell junction. The record is from RefSeq and is a predicted model, not a curated record.
GCAAAAGAGGAAACAAGUGACAGUGACACAAAGAUAUCUGAAGCAAAUAAAGGAGAAAUUCAUCUGUGCUGGACUCAGACUCAUUACCCCUUUUGUGAUACAAACUCAUUGCCCCUUUAUGAUAAAGACUUGUUGCUCCUUUAUGAUACAGACUCAUUGCCCAUUUGUGAUAUAGAUCCAUUGCCCAUUUGUGAUAUAAACCCAUUUCCCAUUUGCGAUACAGACCCAUUACAGAUUUGUGAUACAGACUCAUUGUCCCUUUGUGAUAUAGACCCAUUGCCCCUUUGUGAUAUAGACCCAUUGCCCAUUUGUGAUACAGACUCGUUGCCUUUUUGUGAUACAGAUUUAUUUCCCCUUUAUGAUACAGACUCAUUGCCUCUUUAUGAUACAGACCUAUUGCCCCUUUAUGAUAAAGAUGUAUUGCCCCUUUAUGAUACAGACUCAUUGCCCCUUUAUGAUACAGUCAUGAAGCUUCUUAUAACUACAGUUAUGAUCUACAGUUUAUCAGUCUUUGCACAAGGUGUGCAAGGUGUACAGCAGCUGUUCCGUGUGCAGCCAGACAAUACUACGGCAGUGCUGGGGGCUUCGGCUGUCCUGCAUUGUGAGGUGGAACAUGCGUCAGGAAUGGUGCAGUGGGUAAAGGAUGGGUUACUGCUAGGGCCUGACAGGAACAUACCAGGCUUCCCUCGCUAUCGUAUGACCGGAGACCCUCAGAAAGGGGAACACAAUCUGCGCAUCGAUCAGUGUGAGCUGAGGGAUGACGCUGCCUAUCAUUGUCAGGUGGGGAGAUCAGAGGUCAGUCAGGGGAUUGUGUCUCGCACAGCCCUGCUCAACAUCCUCAUUCCCCCACAAACCCCAGUCUUCCAGGACCACACCACAGGUAGUUCAGUGACUUGGGUGUUUGGGGUGGAAUAUUCAGUUACUUGUAGAACCACUGAUGCCAAACCAGCUGCUGUCCUGACUAUUACAAAGAGUAAGGUGGAAGUUUCCGGAGAUUCAUCAAAUAGCCCAGGAUCAAGGGACAAGCUUGAAAACACAGAGAUUACUGUAACAAUCAUACCGCAAAGCUCUGAUAACGGGAACCUGCUGACAUGCACGGCUCUAAACCCAGCAAUUCUUACUCCAAUUACUUCCAGUUUCACCAUGAAUGUGCUGUUCCCUCCGAAUCCCCCAGUUAUAGAAGGUUAUUCGGGCCCUACAAUAAAAGCUGGAGAAACACUGAAGCUCACCUGCACGUCUAGGAGUGGUAACCCAUUGGCAACAUUGCAAUGGUUAAAGAAUGAUGAAGUGGUGUCUACAAGAUGGGAGACAGAUGCUGUAACCAGGAUCUCUCGGAGUCACCUGACCCUCAACAUCAAGCCUGCAGAUAAUUUAGUUGUUGUGAGCUGUGAGGCUGUGAAUCACGUGACUCCCCAAGCUCUAAGAACGAGCAUCACUCUCAAUGUAGUAUUUCUACCUACAGAGGUCACAAUCCUUGGAUCACCCAAUAGCCUGGAAAAGUCAACGUUUUCUUUUUCCUGCUUUAACGCUCCUAGUAAUCCGUCUGUACAAAUACGCUGGUGGCUGGGUCCAAAGGAAUUGGUUGAUACCAUAGUUACUGUUACUGAUGCAGCUCAUGGAGGAAAAAUUACAAUGUCAAACAUUACAAUGCCAGCUCUGAGAGAGGAGCAUGGAAUGUCAUUGACCUGCGAGGCCUUCAACGAAGCUAUUCUUUACUCUAAAUCUUCCAGCGUCAUCAUCAACAUACAAUAUCCUCCCCAGAAGGUGUGGCUAGAGGCACCACCGGUUGAGAAGCAUUUUCGUGCUGGAACUCCAGUGAAACUGAUUUGCUUUGCAAGUGGGGGAAACCCAGCUCCACGUCUCACUUGGAUAAAGGAUACUAAAACUUUGAGGGAAGGGACAGAAGUCAAAUCUGGUGGCAAAAUUAUAUCCAAAGAAAUUACCAUUAUAACGGCCCCAAGUGACAAUCAAGCCACCUACAGAUGCAAUGCCAGUAAUGAUGGGAAAACGUCACUUACUGCGACUACAAAGCUGCAUGUACAAUUUCCCCCCAUAGAUGUAAAAAUUACCAGCAACGCCAAGGAGUUCCUGCGAGGUAGCACCAUUACACUGACCUGUGUCACCGGCAGCAGUAACCCCAGCUCCACUAUAUCCUGGCUCAAGAAUGGAGGAACGUUAAAUGAUCAAAAUUUGGGACAGAAGCGAUCAGAGUUUGGAGGGAUGUCCAGCUCUAGUCGAAUCACUAUGACAGCGGCGUCUGUGGAUAAUGGGAAGCGCAUUUCAUGCGAGGCUUACAGCAGCGUACUGAAUGAAGGAGUGAAUACAUUCUACAAACUCAACAUCCUGUUUCCUCCCGAGUUCCUUGAUGACCAACCAAAAGUGGUGCAAGCUGUUGAAAAUGGAGCAGCCCUCAUUCCAGUAAGAAUUCGGGCCAAUCCCUCAGAGGUCUCGUACAACUGGACCCUCCGAGGAGAAAGGCUUAACCGAGAAGGAGCUUACAGACACCACCUGCGAGACGGAGGGUCACUGGAGAUUUGGAAUGUGAGCCGAGCCGACUCUGGAGACUAUAAUGUGACUUGUGACAACAAACAAGGAAGGAACAGCACCAUUAUACGGCUGGAUGUACAGUAUUCACCUACUAUUCGAAGUAUGGGGCACCCAGAGGUGGAUCUCGGGGGAACGUCUGAGAUUGUGUGUGUAGCUGAUGCAAAUCCAGCAAUGGACUCUAUGUUCCAGUGGCGAUGGCUGGGGGAUGAGGAGAGAGAUCUGUCAGGUUUGGAGCGUCAGGCCAGUGGUCUCACUGGGCGUCUCAUUAUUAAGGAAGCCAAGAGAUCAGACGCUGGGUUAUAUGAGUGCACUGUUGAUAAUGGAAUUCCACCACCUGCAAAGUCUGACACCCGUCUGGUUGUGCGAUUUAAGCCAGAAAUACAGAAAGGAGUACAUCUAAGCAAGGUGGCCGUGCCUGGAGACGGAAAAAGCGCAGCUGCACUUGUCUGUAAGGCUGAAGGAAUCCCAAGUGUGACAUUUAGCUGGGCUAAAAAGGGGGUGACCCUGGAUCUCAAAAAUCCCAGAUACUCAGAGAAGACACUGCAUGAGUUUUGGGUUCACACCAGUACUUUAGUUAUUGCUAAUGUGAGCGCUGUGCAAGACUACGCUCUCUUCACGUGCACAGCAACCAACGCUCUUGGAGUUGACAGCUUCGACAUUUAUCUUGUCAGCACCAGCCGCCCAGAUCCCCCAUCUGGUCUGAAAGUCCUUAGCUUCACUCAUAACUCUGUAACCCUUGGAUGGACUGCAGGAUUUAAUGGCGGAGAGGAACAAAAAUUCCGUGUGAGGUACCGCUGGGAAGACUCUGGAAGUUUCAUGUAUGUGGACGUGUUCCCGCCAGAUGCCACAGUGUUUACCAUCACAGGACUAAAACCUGGCACUAUGUACAACUUCUCGGUGAACGCCAUCAACAUUCUGGGAGACAGUGACUACGCUGAUAAAGGAGCAGUGCUUAGUAUCACUACACAAGAAAAAGAUAUGCUUGAGCCUCCCAAAUCUCCAGAGGAGCAACCAGAGGUACCAAAAGCAGAAUCCUUUAUGUGGCCUCCAUUCAUAUUAGCAGCGGUGUGCGCAGGAGCGGCUGUGCUUCUCAUAUCCAAUGCAGCAUUUAUUGGCUGCCUGGUGAAAAAAUACAGGGACGGAAGAAAAGGGGAUGCAUUGAAGAAGGAGGACGGUAAACCACAAGGGAAUCUCUAUGAAUAUGGUGAUGGGGAGCUGAUUAACACAGGAGCAAAGAAAACUCUCCUAAUAGACAGUGGCUCUGAGACAAGCUCCAGUGUUUAUCAGGACAGCGCCUCAGAGUCUGACUUGCAUUAUUACCCAGCCAGAGAUUACAGACCAUCCCUUUCUCCUCACUAUGAGAGUGCUGAGGGCCCAGGGCUCCAGACCUGGUCAGAGGGUGGAUUUGAGGAAUGGUAUGGCACGUCUGAUGCCCAUGAGUAUGAGGAGGUAACAGGGGUUUACCCAGCUUCCUCUAGAGCCAACUGGCAACGUGGGGUGAUGGCCAAUCAGAGCAGAGGGAUGCAAUGGAUGGAUUCUCAGGACCCAUAUAGACUGUAUGAUGAGGCAGACAUUGCCAAAACAGCUACAUAUGAGACGCCAUACUCAGGACAGGGACACCUGGUGUGACAGAUGAAAAUGUCUCAGGAAUUCUGCUCAUUUUACAAAACAUCAACACAAUUCCUCUAAUGUCCAAUCAGUUCCAACCAGAUGUGUAGAGUUCAAUAGCAAUAAAAAUAACUAUUAAUAUC